UCUUUCUUCUUGUCAGAUAUGCGUGUGGCAGUAAUUGGUGCCGGAGUCAUCGGCCUUUCAACGGCCCAAAGCAUAUAUGAGCAGUACCACGACAAGGUCAGUCCACUGACCAUAGAGGUGUACGCGGACCGCUUCACCCCUCUCACAACCAGUGAUGGAGCAGCUGGAAUUUGGCAGCCCUACCUCUACGACAAGGGCAAUCCAGACGAGCUGAAGUGGCUGAAGACAUCAUUCGAUUACAUGCUGAAAUGCCAGUCCUCUGCAAAGGCUAGAGAAAUGGGGAUCUUACUUCAGUCUGGAUACACUCUGUGUUUGGAGUCAGCCCCUGAGCCUAUGUAUAGAGACAUUGUGUUGGGUUUUCGCCAGUUAUCAGAGCGAGAAUUGGAGAUGUUCCCUGGCUACAGUCAUGGAUGGUUCCACACCUCACUUGUAGUUGAGGGGAAGACCUACUUACCAUGGCUCAUGGACUGGUUAACACAGAGAGGCAUUAAGUUUUACAACAAGAAGAUUAAUUCAUUUCAGGAGUUGGCUGACGAUGGAGCUCAGGUCAUCAUUAACUGUUCGGGGGUGCGAUCUGGAGAUCUUCAGCCGGAUCCAGAGCUUCUACCAGGACGAGGGCAGAUCGUGAGGGUGGAGGCCCCUUGGAUAAAGCAUUGGAUUUACACGCACCACUCCACCAAGGGCAAUUACAACUCCCCAUACAUAAUACCUGGGAGCCGCCUGGUGACCGUUGGAGCAGUGUGCCAGGUGGGGAACUGGAGCCAGGUGAACAGCCCUGAGGAUCACAAGAAGAUCUGGGAGGACGCCUGUCAGCUGGAACCCAGCCUUAAACACGCUCGAAUCGUAGAGGUCUGGACAGGAAUCAGGCCUGUACGCAGAAAAAUUCGAUUGGAGCGGGAGUCCAUUCAGUCUGGUCCGCGCGCAAUUGAGGUAAUCCAUAACUAUGGACACGGAGGCUUUGGGAUGACAAUACAUCGGGGCUGCGCUGAAGAGGCUGCCAGGCUCUUCGGAGAGAUCCUGAAGCUGAGACGAUGGGAGACGAAAUCCAAUCUCUGACCCAGCAGAUUAGUGUGGCACCAUGUUGUUGAUAGUUUACGCAGCAUUACUGUAAUGUGACGUCACCUGUAACUCUUGGACUUUAAUGGGACAAUUUUUAGAGACAACAGGAAUGUAUGUAUUAAUGGCAACCAGCAAGUAGAGGUAAUAUUGUAAAAAUUGUGAGAGAAAUGCUUAAGGCAUAAACUAGUAAGACGAAUUGCAUAAGCGAUUCUUCAUAAUCUGUUUUUAAUAACAGCAAUUCUUUAUACAUGGAAAAUGAAUUUGUGAUCACACGGAGAUCGAAGAAGAGGCAUAUGAAAUCCAACCUACAUGUAUGAUAUGACCCAGGGGAUUGGCUUUUUGGGUGGUUGAGUCGUG
Molecule: messenger RNA, 1416 nt
Organism: Engraulis encrasicolus (European anchovy)
Lineage: Eukaryota; Metazoa; Chordata; Actinopteri; Clupeiformes; Engraulidae
Product: D-amino-acid oxidase-like
Exons: 10
Coding region: 19-1056 (345 amino acids)
Biological process (GO): D-serine catabolic process; L-proline catabolic process; D-alanine catabolic process
Cellular component (GO): cytoplasm
Molecular function (GO): FAD binding; D-amino-acid oxidase activity
Source: RefSeq, a predicted model, not a curated record